AUGCCAAGCGCUAUCGCAAUCGACGGUGGUCGAGAUGUUACCGGAAAUGUUCGAGUUUCCGGUUCAAAGAAUGCCGGACUACCACUCAUGGCGGCAACACUACUAGCGCCCGGGCCCAGUACGCUGCACGGCCUCCCACCAGUAUCAGACAUCAAGAACAUGGGUUCGAUCUUGCAAUACCUUGGGGCCGAUGUUUCUCAGGUUAGCGACAACUUUACAAUUGACACCACAGAUGUAACGUCUCGUUUUGUUCCUGCCCAGCUUACUGAUAGCUUAAGAGCGUCGAUAUUAUUUCUUGGCCCGCUCCUUGCUCGAUUCGGACAUGCCUGUUUAAGUUUUCCUGGGGGCUGUAGUAUCGGCAAUCGUCCAGUUGAAGAACACAUCAACGGCCUCAGGAAGCUUGGGGCUUGUAUUACAGUAACAGACACGUAUAUUGAGGCUCAUGCGUCUCAGUUACAAGGAGCAACUAUUGAUAUGCAGACGCCCUCGGUGACUGGAACGAUGAAUCUCAUCAUGGCCGCUUGUUUGGCUCGCGGCGUGACACAUAUCCAUAACGCAGCCCGUGAACCGGAAGUGGGUGACUUGAUUAACUUCCUGGUCCUCAUGGGAGUAGACAUUCAUGGCGCGGGGACGGACCAACUUGUCAUCCAUGGUUGUCAUAGUACGCCUCUAUCUCCUUGUCAGUAUGGAGUCAUGGAAGAUAGGAUAGAGGUGGGCACGUUUUUAAUCCUAGGGGCCAUAUGUGGGAACCCUCUUACGGUAUAUCCCUGUCAUCCUGAGCAGCAUGUAAUGUUGAUCAAGAAUCUGAAAGCAGUGGGCGCUCGUGUUGAUAUAUCAGAUGAUUCUGUAACAGUCUGGAAGGCCAAACAACCCUUGGCUUUUAUGGUGUUGCUUUGCUUAGCUCAAGGCACAAGUCAUGUUACUGAAUCUGUUUUUGAGAGAAGAUUUGGCCAAUGCUUUGGUCUCCGGGCUAUGGGGGCAGGGAUACGCGUUUGUGAACGGACGGCAAUAAUUAGUGGAGUUGAGAAGCUGUCUGGGGCACUCGUGUCCGGUUCGGAUCUGAGAGCUACUGCUAGCCUGAUUCUUGCAGCAGUGGUUGGGAGAGGAAGGUCCGUGGUUGGCGGUAUAAAGUAUCUGGACAGGGGUUAUUACCAUCUGGAAAGAAAACUCGCAAAGAUCGGUGUCGCUGUUGAACGGGACUCUGCAACCAGUUUAGCCUUCUUGUUUAUAGGUGACUCUGUCAUCGAAUCAAUCGGCCCCAUAAUAAAAGCCAAAAAGGAAUCGGACCCAGGCCUUAGAAGGCUUUGUGCCUUACCCAGGGGAAACGUCUACACCUACAACGCCAUCGUGGCCCAAUGUCCACCAGUUCCCGGAUUGCGUCCCCACGACAUGCAUUCAAUUUCGAACGACCGUUUCUCGUUCCUGCUCCUCUGUCAGCCGACAUUCAUUUCCUACAUCGCCUACUGCAAACUCCCUAAAGACAAGCAGUGUGUAUGGCCCAAUCGCGCGCGAUUUACCGAUGACGACAUGGAGGCCCUGGCGCGCAAGCUAGCCGACUAUCCAAUCUGCGAGUCGGUGGUCUUCGGGGAACUGUGGCGAACCCGCACCAAGGCCCAGCUGAUCUCCCUGGAAGAAGGCAUUCUCGACCACUGGUUCUUUGGCCGGACGGUAAUGGCUGGCGACGCAAUCCACAAGGGGACCACCAACUCGGCGCUGGGCGGCUGCACGGCAAUAGAAGACGGCGUAGCAAUCACCAACCAACUCCAUCAACUGUUGAACCGACACCCAAACAAGAAACCCUCGACUGUGGAAAUCAGUGCCACCAUGCAGGAGUACCAGGACUCGCGACUAGACCGCGUUAAAACCAUUGUCAAAGUCGGCGGCGAUCUCACGCGUCUACAGGCCUUUGACGGAUGGUACUUUUACAUUAUGCAGCGCUGGCUCACUCCGUGGAUCGGCCUGGAUACGCUAGCAAUUAAUAUAGCCAAGCUUGCCAGUGCUGGCACGAAUUUGAGCUUUGUCGACUUUCCAGAGCAGAAGGGGCUUCUGGGAUGGCCGGAUACCAUCGCGGUAGAGGCAAGGAAGAACGAGCAGAGGAAGCUACCAAAGAGGUGGUGGUACUGGACCGGGGAUCUGCAGCAGAUUUGGCCCUUGUUGGUGGGAUUUUUCCUGUGCUUUAGUUCGACGCUGUUGUGGUUCUUGCCUAGGGACCCCCAUCAUGUGUGGUCUGGGAUUGAGGCGGCUCAUUGA
Aspergillus oryzae RIB40 is the source of this 2250-nucleotide messenger RNA. RefSeq lists its product as uncharacterized. The record is from RefSeq and is a predicted model, not a curated record. Gene Ontology annotation, molecular function: UDP-N-acetylglucosamine 1-carboxyvinyltransferase activity. Gene Ontology annotation, biological process: UDP-N-acetylgalactosamine biosynthetic process; peptidoglycan biosynthetic process. Lineage: Eukaryota; Fungi; Ascomycota; Eurotiomycetes; Eurotiales; Aspergillaceae. Bases 1 to 2250 code for a protein of 749 amino acids. The transcript has 6 exons.